AUGAAUGGGGCACCACCGGAUCCGGCCCGCGACGCGCUGCUCAGUAUGCGCGAGGCGCUGCUUGCGCGCGAGCAGGAGCUCAUGGCCGACGGCAUCGGGAGCAUGAGCAUGGAGGAGCGCGGCCCGAUUGCCACGAGUCCGACGACGAGGAGCGGCAAGGCGAGAGCCAUGGAGUGUAUUCGCCAGGGAGAGGCGGCGCACCCCGCCAACAAGAUGAGUCUAGCUCAAGCUGACCCCAGACCCAUGGGCGAGUCGCUUGCCCUCGGCACGCGCGACUUUGACAACCAGACCGCGGCGCGCUUCGCGACGCUCGGCCUGCAGCAGCAACGACCCGAGACGCCGGAGGACCCCGAGGACCCCGACCAGCGGGCAUGGCAGGAGCUGCGGCAUCAGGCGCAGGCGUCGCACUACGCGCGCUCGCACGUCGACGAUCCGUCCAACUCAUUCGCAGACCGGGACGCCUACUCUGCCGCAGCGGUGUAUGCGUCCCAGGAAGACGACCCGGGGACGGGCCUGCCGAUGGAUGUGGCGAGGAGCAGGCGCGAUGAGGGGUAUGACUCGGACAUGCGGAUGGAUCGCGAGGAGGAGGAAGACGCCGAGAAUGAGUUUUCGGAGGGCAACGAUGAGUAUGAGGGAGACGGGACGAAUACGAUGGACGCGGCGCCGGGCUUCUCAUAG
Molecule: messenger RNA, 678 nt
Organism: Trichosporon asahii var. asahii CBS 2479
Lineage: Eukaryota; Fungi; Basidiomycota; Tremellomycetes; Trichosporonales; Trichosporonaceae
Exons: 2
Coding region: 1-678 (225 amino acids)
Source: RefSeq, a predicted model, not a curated record